This is a messenger RNA of Chaetomium fimeti, 1461 nucleotides long. RefSeq lists its product as uncharacterized. The transcript has a single exon. The record is from RefSeq and is a predicted model, not a curated record. The coding region runs from base 192 to 1376 and encodes 394 amino acids. Lineage: Eukaryota; Fungi; Ascomycota; Sordariomycetes; Sordariales; Chaetomiaceae.
AAACAACUCAAAUCCGACUGCUUAUUUGAUUGACGAAAACGUCGAUUUGCGUUGCAUUUGAGUUGAAUUGAGUUGAUUGAGUUGACGAGAUUUGCGUUGUGUCAGACCUUGGAUUCGAUUGCUCAAGCCUCAGUCCCUCCAUCCCUCAACCUGUCCAACUCAGUUAACCGCCUCCCCAUCCCCCAGCACAUAUGGCAUCCCCCUUGCCCUCGCCCGCCAAAACCGGCCGCAUCCUGGCAAAAGUCGGAAUUGACCGUCUGGGGUAUGGCGGCAUCGAUGAUUGCAUUACUUCCAUCCGUUGCAACGGUCGAAAAUUCCACAUCGAGAUGUCGCCCUCCUUUAUUUGCAACUCCCCGAUCGUCGAGUCCCGGUAUCGGAAGUUCAUCACUGUUGUUAGCGGCGACUACAACUACGGCGACGAAAUUACUGACGCAGAGGAAGGCGAAGGACAACAAGACUCGGAGGAAAUCCGAGACGAGUUCCACGAAUGGCUUCUUGCUGCCUUAAGACCCGUCUUCCUGGAGGUUGUCCCGGAUGUCCCGCCCUCCUUUGACCCUGAAAAGCUUGCAGCAGGGGAGGCUCACCCACGGCUCUCCGAAUACCUUUUCCCCGAACAACACUACUAUCGACUCGAGGUGGAGAACGAAAAGCCCUUCCCUAUCCCGAUUCGAGAUAAGGAGGACCGCUUUUCGCCGGCUCUCAAUGAUAUCCACCCAGACCUCGCCCAAGAACUUCGUCACCAUGCCAAGUUCUUCGACCCCUCCUCCAUCGAGGUCUCCUUUCGAAGACCGGAACAAGCCCUCUCAGGCGAACCUACACGGGUGCUCGUUGACCUGGAUGACUCAGGUCCGAAAACGGUCUGCUUCUUCAAGAACCUGACCCGGGCCUAUUAUCUUGACCUGGACAAACAACUCGAAGACCAUCUCCGGGUCCUGAAAUCUACUUUGACACCGAACGCACGCGUGCCUCGUCUACUUGGGGUUGUAGUAGUAGAUGGUCGUAUCGCGGGACUACUGUUUACAUACAUCAAACACCGUAACGAGAAUGACGGGCUGCUAUUCGAGAACCAUCUCCUUUAUACCCCAAUCCCUCUUCGCCAGCGCUGGGCCUCGCAAAUCCAGGACACUGUCGCCCAACUUCACAACGCUGGUCUUGUUUGGGGCGACGCCAGAGCAGACCACGUCAUGAUAGACAAGAACAACGAUGCUUGGCUGAUCAGCCUUGGUGGUGGUUAUACCGAAGGGUGGGUGGAUAAGGACAAGGCUGGCACGAAGGACGGAGACCUCCAGGGAGUAGCUAGGAUCGUCAAACAUCUCAACAACGAACCGUACGAGCCUUACUCGGGCUCGGACAUGGAAUCGGACGAUGGCUGUUAGAACAAAAAUCGCUUAACGGCACCAGACGGGGGUCAGUGAAGUUAGGAUAUCUUUGCUCGCGAGCGUGGUGAAUAUAGCCGGAAGG